AUGAACAGAGCAGCGACGCCGAAGCCGAAUACGAUCUCCCAAGAAGCCUACAGCAAUGGCGACGGCGCAGCGGCCAAGGAACUGUCGGAGCAGGGCAAAGCCCACGGUCGCAAGAUGGAGGAGUACAACAAGCAGGCAUCCGAGUUCAUUUUCCGCGAGAACAACGCCAACGGGCGCGUCGAGCCCGAUACCAUCGAUCUGCACGGACAAUUCACGGAAGAGGCCGAGGAGAUCCUGGAAGAGCGCAUCAAAUACGCGCGGCAGCAUGGCCAGAACCAUCUUCAUGUGAUCGUCGGAAAAGGUAAUCACUCGGCGAACCAUGUACAGAAGCUCAAGCCCCGCGUCGAACGAGUCUGUCAAGAACUCGGCCUCCAGUAUGCCACCGAGGACAAUGCUGGGCGGAUCUACGUCAACCUUACCGGUGGAGCGGCUGAGAUGCCCUCCUACGGUGGUGGUCAGCCUUCGCAACACCAGUACCCCGGACAGCAGCCGCAUCACCAACAGCAGCAUCACGGCCAACAGCAGCAGCAGCAGCAGGACCCCUUGGAACAGGCGGUCAACUCUAUUCUUCCGCGGGUCAUGCGCAAGCUGGAAAAGGCUUGCUGUAUUGUUAUGUAG
This is a messenger RNA of Aspergillus affinis, 618 nucleotides long. Its product is annotated as Smr domain-containing protein. Lineage: Eukaryota; Fungi; Ascomycota; Eurotiomycetes; Eurotiales; Aspergillaceae. Bases 1 to 618 code for a protein of 205 amino acids. The record is from RefSeq and is a predicted model, not a curated record. The transcript is spliced from 3 exons.